AUGGCGUCUUCCAGCUUCACCUGUCAAUCAACACGACAGGAAACAGGAACAUUCAACACCGUCAUCCCGGCUGAGUUAAUAGCCAAACUUGGAGACCUGGGCAUCAACACCUCCACGUGCAACUGGAUUUUGGACUUUCUGACCAACAGACCCCAGAAGGUUCGAUCAGGCUCCAACUGCUCCAGGUCCAUCACACUCAACACUGGUGUACCACAGGGCUGUGUGCUAAGCCCGUUUCUCUUCUCCCUCUUCACCUCCGACUGCAAGCCUGCGUAUGAAUCUAAUUCCAUCAUCAAGUUUGCGGACGACACUACGGUGAUUGAUCUCAUCAGCACCAACGAUGAGACUGCCUAUAGGGUGGAGAUCCAGGACCUGGCCACAUGGGGCACUGGAAAUAACCAGCUCGCCAACACCACCAAAACCAAGGAGCUCAUCGUGGACUUCAGAAAGGAGUCAAGAGGCACACACAACACCAUCCACAUCAAUGGAAUGGCUGUUGAGGGUGUCUCCAGUUACCACUACCCGCCACCACUGGGACUCCACUACCCCCCAUCACUGGGACUCCACUACCCGCAUCACUGGGACUCCACUACCCGCAUCACUGGGACUCCACUACCCUGUCAGGAGGCGGAGCUGCUGAAGCAUCUCGCCGGGCGGAGGGAGCACGAGCGUGAAGUGGCUCAGAAAGCUCAGACCAAAGAACGCCAGGAGCAUCGGGCCGACGCUGACAAGCAGCAACGGCAGAUGCACCUGAACGCCUCACCGGACAGACAGCAGAUGCACCUGAACGCCUCACCGGAGAAACAACAGAUGCAUCUGAACGCCUCAUCUGAGAGACAGCAGAUGCACCUGAACGCCUCAUCUGAGAGACAGCAGAUGCACCUGAACGCUUCACCAGAGACACAGCAUAUGCACCUGAACGCCUCAUUGGAGAAACAGCAGAUGCACCUGAAUGCCUCACCGGAUAAACAGCAGAUGCACCUGAACGCCUCACCGGAGAAAAAAACGAUGCACCUGAACGCCUCACCGGAGAAAAAACAGAUGCACCUGAACGCAUCGCCUGAGAGACAGCAGAUGCACCUGAACGCCUCACCAGAGACACAGCAGAUGCACCUGAACGCCUCAUCUGAGGUACAGCAGAUGCACCUAAACGCCUCAUCUGAGAAACAGCAGAUGCACCUGAACGCCUCAUCGGAGAAACAGCAGAUGCACCUGAACGCCUCAUCGGAGAAACAGCAGAUGCAACUGAAUGCCUCACCGGAGAAACAGCAGAUGCACCUGAACGCCUCACCGGAGAAAAAACAGAUGCACCUGAACGCCUCGAGUGAGAGACAGCAGAUGCACCUGAACGCCUCACCAGAGACACAGCAGAUGCACCUGAACGCCUCAUCUGAGAAACAGCAGAUGCACCUGAACGCCUCACUGGAGAGACAGCAGGAGGAGGACAAGCACAGUGUGGAGGUGUCCUGAUGGCCUGAUCACAACACAAGCUGAACUUUACCUGGAAGCCAUUUUGGAGGCUGCCGAGCCGAAGACGGUGGGCCGGCGACCCGGCGCCGACCCACCGACCGCGAGACGCUGAGAACAGGGAGAGAAGAAGAAAAGCAGGAGGACUGAGGUUUAACUUCCUCUCUACAACCAGGACUCUUCUUACCAAGAUAAACUCCUUAAAAUGAGAAACUGUGUCUGAGGCGCUGCAGGUCCGGUCCCCAUUCGAUGGAGGGGUUCACUGUGCUUUGUUGCUAUGCCAACAGUGCCAAUGUGUUCAUGUGUGUGCGAUUGUUUUAGCGAGGA
Molecule: messenger RNA, 1794 nt
Organism: Etheostoma cragini (Arkansas darter)
Lineage: Eukaryota; Metazoa; Chordata; Actinopteri; Perciformes; Percidae
Product: involucrin-like
Exons: 5
Coding region: 1-1470 (489 amino acids)
Biological process (GO): regulation of microtubule polymerization or depolymerization
Source: RefSeq, a predicted model, not a curated record